This is a messenger RNA of Poecilia latipinna (sailfin molly), 2785 nucleotides long. Its product is annotated as transmembrane protein 132C. The transcript has 7 exons. NCBI's taxonomy places the organism in Eukaryota, Metazoa, Chordata, Actinopteri, Cyprinodontiformes, Poeciliidae. The record is from RefSeq and is a predicted model, not a curated record. The coding region runs from base 64 to 2244 and encodes 726 amino acids.
UGGUUUAUUUGCAAUUAUAGAUCUGAGUUGGGAGCUCAGAGGGUUCUCCAGGUGGAUCUGAAAAUGGAGAGCUUCCCACAGCCGACAGGCAGCCGCUGGAUGGCCUGGCAAGUGGAGUACCCGGCCAGCCGCGCCAUCACAAAAGAGGUCGAGACAGAGAUUCGCCUGGCGCAGGAGGAACUGGCAGGCAUUGUGCCUCUGGCCAUGGACACUGAGAUCCUGAACACUGCUGUCCUGACCGGGAAGACGGUAGCCGUUCCAGUAAAGGUGGUGACCAUCGGAACGGAUGCCUCUGUCACCGACGUCUCUGAAACGGUGACAUGCCGCUCGACGGAUGAAGACGUAGUGAAGGUCUCCGACAGGUGCGACUACGUUUUUGUGAAUGGCAAGGAGAUGAAGGGCAAGGUGAAGAUGAUGGUGAAUUUCACUUAUGGAUACCUCAGCGCUCAGCUAGAGCUCUGCGUGUGGAUCCCUCGCCUCCCGCUCCAGAUUGAAGUGUCGGACACGGAGCUGAGCCAGAUCAAAGGCUGGAGGGUGCCCACCGCCGCAACGGGUCAGAGAGCCGCAUGGGACAUCGAGGACGAGGACGACGAGGACCGGCGGGGACGGGGCUGCACUCUGCAGUACCAACACGCCAUGGUCAAAGUCCUGACCCACUUUGUUGCCGAGCCAAGCGAGGCGCGAGGUCAGACCGCCUUCAUGCUGGGCUCCGACUGGCAGGUGGACAUCACAGAGCUGGUAGGGGACUUCCUGAAGGUAGAAGACCCCCAUAUAGCAAAGCUGCUUGACAGAAGGAUCCUGGCUGGACAAGACCCAGGAAUGACCACUAUCCAGGUCUUGUCCCCACUGUCCGACUCAAUCCUGGCGGAGAAAACUGUCACGGUGGUGGACGACAAAGUGACCAUCGCAGAACUGGGGGUCCAGCUGGUGACGGGACUGUCGAUGGGCCUGCAGUUGAGUCCAGGAAGCAACAGGGCCAUCCUGGCUACGACCAGCACACAGGAAGUCCUGCAGAACCCCAAACAGGAGGCCUUGAUCAGCGCCUGGCUCCAGUUCAGUGACGGCUCUCUGGCUCCGCUGGAUCUCUACAACACAGAUUUCUUUGUGCUGACGGCCAUGUCUCUGAACGAGAGGGUGGUGACGGUGCAGCAGGACCCCUCGUGGAAGUGGCCCAUCAUCGUGACGGAGGCGGAGGGUCAGGGCUUGUUCAUCAGGGUGGAAAUGACUGUCAACGAAGCUUGCCAGAAGUUCAAGCGCCGCAGCGUCCUGGCCGCGGGGAACUGUAACGUCAGGGUGGCGUUUGGUCCCGGCGAAGGCUCGAGGGGAGGCAGCAACGACUACGGCCCGGACGGAGACGACGUGGAGAACAGAGGCAGGCUCUCAUCACAGGACAGGACCGGCCUGGACACCCACUACUAUGGCAGCUCCAUCUCCGACAUAGAAGACGCGGGGUCGAGGAGAACGACCACGACCAGGAGUGUUAUCAUUCGCAGGCCUAAGCUCUCAGACGACGGAGGCCGAAACAUGCCGAUUGACUUUGCAGACUUCCCCGCCCAGGUGGAUCUGCCUCACGGCCGCAACACCGACGACGACCUCAUGCACGGCGGUCGCGGACUCACCGACCUGGAGAUUGGCAUGUACGCCUUGCUCGGCGUCUUCUGCCUGGCCAUACUGGUCUUUCUCAUCAACUGCAUUUCGUACACCCUUAAAUACCGCCACAAGGAGCUCUCCAUCGAGGGCCAGGAGAACCUGAACCACGCCCACGACUGGGUGUGGCUGGGGAACGAGGCGGAGCUGCUGGAGAGUCAGAUCAGCCUGUCGCCGCAGCAGGAGGAGCAGACCUCCAUGAUAGACUCCAGCAGCGGCCUGGAGGAGGGCAGCCACCUGCUGAACGGCGGCUCCGUGCAGAAGAACGUGCAGGGACAGGUGCACCGCGCCGCGGACACGGCGAAGGACGUCAAAGGAGACUCUCCCACCACCAAGAGGAAAAGAGUGAAGUUCACCACGUUCACCACUCUUUCUUCGGACAAUAGCCACCCGGCUGUCAGCACGCUCACGGGAAGCCACAGCCAGGACAUUAAGUGGGUGUGCCAGGACGUGCAGCUGGGAGACUCCAAGGAGUUGCGCAACUACAUGGAAAGAGGAGAGUGGGUCUCAACAGAUCCGUGUCUGGGGAAAGAGGAGGAGGAGGAGGACGUUUGGACACAGAAUCACCUCAAACUGCCAAAGGAUCUUCAGAUUUAAGAGGACGGCCGUGAAUCCACUCAUUAAAAAAACAAAACAAAACAUACACACACAUACACACACAAACAAGGCAAUCAGGUGGAUCCUUUUCCUUUUAGUUCAUUAGAUGAUGAUCUUUUUAUUGUUGUUUUGUUAAUACAGGGAUUAGAAUCCAGGAACCCAGGACGGAUGCUGACAUUCAAGUGGCUAUUAAACGGUUUUUAAACGAACUCUCUACAACAGCUGGAUAGACUUUCGGAACGUGUGUGCACAUCAAAUCAUUUUGGAGGUUUUGUAUCGCUUUGGAUACUCAUUUCAUAAGACACACAGCCCCCCCCCCGCCCGUUCGAUGGAAGAGUUCUGGAUGAAAACGGGCCAAGAUGAGCUUCUGCAUGUUGUUGGUACCAAGAAAAAAAAAAGGCACAAAUUUCCAAUUCUUUCUUAUCCUUCUUUAGCAAGGCAGAAAACCUGUUAUGUACAAACCGAACAUUCUCCAAAUCAUUGUAUUGUUGCUCUGUAUAUUGUAUUUUCAUAACAAUUAAGGAAUACACAAUAAUGUCCA